AUGUGUUGAUAUUUCAAUCUCUUGAUUCUUCUUAGCAUUGGGAAAAUAGUGGGGGGGGCAUAUUCUCUCUCCAAAUCCACUUCUUUAUAAAUUACUAUAAGUCUUCUAGCGACGAUUCACCUUGUUGUGGGUGCUUUUCCUAGUAAUAUUUUACAUUUGAAGGAGCUUCUGAUUUUGACAAAUGAUCAAUACUGUAAUGUAAUUAUUCUGUUCUUGGUGGUUUAUAAUUUAUAUUAUGAUCUACCUUUCUCCAAGAAUUUAUGCUCUUCAAAAAGUGAUAAGUAUUGGUGAAUAUGUUCACUGGGAACUCUAAUUUCAACUAAAGAGGUUUCAAGAAUCAUUUUUCUCUAGGAAUUGAAGUUUAAGUGUUGGGAAUUUGGAUUCUUGCGUAUACCUUAAACUUCAGAUUGAGUAGCGGAAUCGACAUGGAAGAUGGAGAGACAGAGUUCUCAGACCAUCACACAGGCAAUUCGUCGAACACCUGCAGUACACCACCGAAGCUUGAAACUUCACUUCUCGAAGGCACCAUGAAGAAGAGAAGAACGAUUACAAAAACUCACACAGAUGAUCAUGCUUCGGUGAAACCCGCGAAGUCAUCGGGAAAUCGAGUUGCGGUUAGGAAGUAUCGAGAGAAGAAGAAAGCGCAGAACGCUUAUUUAGAGGAAGAAGUUAAGAAACUACGGGUUGCGAACCGAGGAUUGAUUCGGAAACUGCAGAUUCAGGCUGCUCUUGAAGCAGAGGCUGUGAGACUUAGAAGAUUGUUGCUGAAUUUAAAAGCUCAGAUUGGUUACGAACUGAGUGUGUCUCCAUUUUAUAAGCAGAACUGUAAUGGCAGCUCCGAUGGUUGCAGUGGUCGUGAUGAACAGUAAGUCAACUGUCUACGGAUGAACACCAUGGUUAACUGGUUUGUGUAUUGUAAGAAUGUAAAUCUACUUUUUUUUGUUUGUUGAAUAUAAUAGUUAUUUUGAUUUAAGAUUGAAAUACGAUGAUCAUGAAAAUGGUUAGGUCAAA
Lactuca sativa (garden lettuce) is the source of this 1011-nucleotide messenger RNA. The record is from RefSeq and is a predicted model, not a curated record. NCBI's taxonomy places the organism in Eukaryota, Viridiplantae, Streptophyta, Magnoliopsida, Asterales, Asteraceae.